CCCGCGGGGAACGGGCGGCGGCGGGCGGUGCCUCCCGCCGCGCCGAGCACGGCUUGCCCCUCACAAACAUGGCGGCGCUUCCGUCGCGGCUGGCGGCGCGGCAGGGGAUGGGUGCCGCGCGGGGACACAAAGCCUCGAGGCGCCGCGGCGGGCGCGCGGCACGUGCCGUGGCCCGAGCGCCCAGCGCUGAGCCGCGACGGCCAACAGACACCGGUGCCCUGGGCUGCCGCGGGGCCGCGCCGCGCCUCCCGGGGGCUCUCAGCGUCCCCAGCCACGUCCCCCGAGAGGGCUCAGCCCCCCUCCCGGCCCCUAGGAGGGGCCCAGCCCCAUCUGCCACGUCUCCCUGAGGGGUCCCCGGCUCCCUGGCCACAGCCCCCCAGGAGGGUCCCAGCCCCAUCUGCCAGGUCCCCCUGAGGGGUCCCAGCCCCCCUUCGGGACAUCCCCCCAGGAGGGUCCCAGCUCCCCUGGCCACAGCCCCCUAGGAGGGGCCCAGUCCCCCUGGCCAUGUCCCCUCGGGGGGUCCCAGUCCCCCUGCCCACAGCCCCCCAGGAGGGUCCCAGUCACCCCUGCCAUGUCCCCCGAGGCAUCCUGGCCCCUGAGGCCUCGUGCGGGGGCAGCUGUGUGCCCCCAGGCAGCGGUGCUGUGGGCACGUGGCCCCCGAGCGUGGCCAUCUCUCCAUCACCCCAUGCCGUGCGGAGCGCAGCCUGACCAAGGAUCCCUAUGUGGCCUCCAGCUGCAGGGCUCGGGCCCCCCCGGAGCACCCCAGCCGGCCUGGCCUCACCUCGUCCCGCCUCAGCCUCCCACAGCCGCACGUCUCCAGCACCCGGCCCCAGGGGGUAGCAGAGCCACACGAAUCGGGUCACGCUCGGGCAGCCAGGGCGCAGCCUACCUGUGUGGCCCCACCGGUGGGGCGAGAGAUGGCUCCGCACGGCAGCAGCGCAGCGGGAGAGGCCAUCUGCCCCAUCUGCCAGCAAGGGACACCGGCCCGGCGGCCCCCGUGCUGGGAGCCGUUGGCCCUGGUUCUGAUGCAGCUUUCAAACACCCGGCAGUUCCGCAGGGCGCGGCGGGGCUGCCCAGCGGGCUGCAGCUACGGCGGUCUCCCCGCUCCUUUGGCCCCGCUGUUUUUCCUGAGCAAGCAAGGCCUGUUGGGUUUUGUCACCUCCUCACAGCAAGUGCAGCCACCUGCUUGGGAAAGGCAGCGGGUCAGGAAAAAGAAAUGGAUUUAAAUGGCUUUUCUUGAAGAUGUUCUCAAAACAUUUUCCUGUUUUGAGACGCUGUGAUUUUUUUCCAAGAGCAAAAAGACCCUGACCCUUCCUGGGCAUGUAAUGAUUCCAUGCACCUUCUGAGACGUGCUGUGUCCUGCCUGCCGCUGGUGCGGACACAGAUGCGUUCCCCCUGCCUGCUCCUGCGGCCCCUUGUAGAUGCACAUCCUUGGAGCUCGGGGUUAAAGAGGCUGCAUCGCCCGGCGAGUCCUGGAUGGGAAGCCCCCAAAGUCUCUGUGCUGCUCUAGAUCUGGUCUGGUGUCAUGGACGUGAAGCUGCAGCCCCCUCCCGCGGGCCUGGGAUAGCGAGUACUAUGGGGAGAGCGCAGGGGAUGCUGAGGUUCAGAUCCACGAAGGGGCAGAGCUCUCCACCCCGGCGCUGCGUGGCCCCAGGACGGAGGUGUGGAGGCAAAGCUUCCCGCUGCGGGUGGGCUGGGGGAGCCGGGGUCAGCCAGCCUGUCGCGGGAACAAGCAGGGGACAGCUACUGCCUGCACCCGCUCCGGCUGCUUCCCGUCCGCCCUGCGGCUAUACGGGGGCAGGAGGGAACAACCCAAACUCCCCUUGCUCUGCAGCCAAACGCAGCAGCAAGGGCCAUUCCUGGCACUGGAGAAACCCACUAGAGCUGGCUGGGCCCCAAAGAGCUGAAUGUAGGGGACGGUCCCCCUGCUUGCCGGGCUCUCUGAGCACAGCCGGGGCCCCACGCUGCACACCAGGCUUUGGGGUUUUGUUUUUAUUUUUGAUUUUUUUGAAGCAAAGGAGGCAGCCGUAAGGCACCCUCGGGCAAGCGGGGGUUGGCACUGGCCUGGGCCCGGCUGUGCUGCUGGAGGAGGCUGACAGCAGAGCUCGAGGCUGCCGCCCCACAGCCCGCCUCAGCCGGGCAGCAGGGUCUUUGCUUCUGGUUUCUCUUCCUGCGCUGGUGCAGACCAUCCCCUUCCCUUCCAUUUCCUCUCCCGUGGGCUGGGGAGGAGCAGGAUGGUUCCAACACACCAGAGGCUCCUGGCAGGGGAGGCCCAAGGCACCCGAGUGCCUCUGUUGCAGACAGCGCUGACCCCUCUGUCCCCGCAGGAGAUCAUCGACCUGACCUGCGAGGAGGCGAGCGCAGAACCGGCGCCAUGCGCCAGCCUCACCAUCAUUGACCUGACGGAGGAGGAGGAGGAGGACCCAUGCAGCCCUCCCGACGCUACAGGCUGUGCUGGUCGGGACCCCGGGCAAGCACCUGCUUCCCAGGCAGCGUGCGCCUCCCUGCCCAGGCUCUGCCUCCCCACCAAGCAAGAAAGGGAGGAGUCGGUGGAGCAGAGGCCUGCAGGGCCCUCCCACGGCACCCCCGCAGAGCCUCUCUCCGCCACGGGUGCAGCGGAAAGCGCUGGGAGUGGAGGCAGCUUCUCUCCUGCCUCCAGCUGCCAAGGCUCUUCGUGCAGCCCUGGGCAGAACUGCAGCACCACCACUUUUAACAGUGACUUGGGCUCCCUGGCCAGCAUGCCGCUGGACUCGGACCAGCUCUCCCUGUCCCCCUCCAGCCUGGACAGCAGCUGCAGCUGGAGAGCCUGUGGUGCAGAGGAAGAGACUCCCCCCAUUUGCCAGCAAAGGGAGCUCCCCCCAAGCCUGAGUCCCGCCCCAGCGGGAGCCAAAAGGCCUAUGCUGGAAGCAAGUGAUGUGGCACCACGUGCAGCGACGCAGCAAGUGGCCCCAGCCAGGACCCGGGCUGACAGCAAGGCCUGGCUGAACAAACUGCUCUAUUUCAGGAGGACCGGAGUCCAUCACCUCUUCCUCCAAGACAUAGCGCCUGACAGAGAAAUGCGGCAGCAGAAACCGGAGCUCAUCCCCAGCGGGAAGAUGAGCAUGGUGCACACCACCAUUGAGGAGAACUUCCUCGAGGGCACGUUGCAUUUCCUGAGCGAGUUCGUCUCCUGCCAGCACUGCCCUCCUAAAGACACCGUGUCCUACCUGAUCAGACAGAUCCUGUUGAACUCCCGCCGGGGGGAGAUCCUGAAGGACACCUACAUGCUGCUGAUGAAAAUCCAAAUGCUCCAUCCAGCCAAUGCCGCCACAGUGGGAUGGGACUGGACACUGCUGAAAUACAUCAUGGAAGACCAGGAGAAGCCUCCUGGCCGACUCCUGUUCCUGGAGUACGUAGUGCAGACCCUGGAGGACGACUUCCAGCAGAACCUGCGGCUGCACCUCCUGCAGAAGUCGAUUGCCAAGAAAGUGCUUUCCUGUGACAUGUGCUUCAGCAAUGUCAAGGAGGUGGUCGAAUGGUUGGCUGCAGCAGUUACAGGAGUCGGGUUCUCCCAGCCCCGAGGGCAACCACAAGAAACCAUGACUUCUUUGGCAGAAGCAAGAGCCGAAUGCAGCUCAUCUGCACCAUGGCCAGACUGCACUGACCAGACAGAGGCGGCUCCACCAGCCUUCUUCUCCCAGAAGGUGAUGCUCCUGCUCCAACGCAUGUUGUCCAUCGCAGUGGAAGUGGACAGAUCUCCCAACUGCAGCUCCUGUAAAAUCGCAGAUGUGAUAUUCCCUUUUAUACUGAAUAUUCCUGUGAGGAGCCAAAGGGAAGCCUUCUUGAACACCAUGGACAGCCAGCUCCUGCGCUGCAAAGUGCUAGAGCUGAUGUUCCAGCACAGCUGCGAAGUGCCCACAAACAUGCCCUUGUCUCUGGCCAAGAUCCUGUAUUUCCUGAGCCACUCCUCUGUGCUGCUGCAAUACCAGGAAGAAGCAGCAACAUGGGAAAGAUGGGAUGAGAUGCUGCAGUACUUGAGUUUGCUGCUGCUGAGUUAUCAAAAUGUAGUACUGGGGCACUUACGGAGCGCACUCAGUGAGCGGAUGGACUUAAUCAUUAAAAAAGCCAAGCCCAAGCUCCAGGAUGAUGAUGACAUCACCCAGCUGGACAUUCACCUGAACAUAGAGGACUUCCUCAGCCGACUGCAGCAGGUCCUGGGGGAGCCCUUCCCCCUGCAGAUCGAGGAGAAAGUGUGCAUGCUCCGAGAGUUGCUCCUUAUCAUCACUGCUACGUGAUGGAAACAAGUACUGUGGCAGGGGUCACAAAGGGCCUCCUCUUUCCUUUACAAGCUAUGCAGUAAAAACUCUCCAUUUUAUGCUGCAACCUCAACUGUCAUCCAUCACAUGGUUUUGUUUAUACAUUUGUAUGGAACAUCUCUGAUUUGCCCAGUCUCAGAGCUUCCUCUCAAACUUGUCUCUUGUCCUGCAGUUUUACAAGGCACUUUGUACACUUCUAAAAAAUAAAUUAUUUUCAUAUUU
Dromaius novaehollandiae (emu) is the source of this 4517-nucleotide messenger RNA. RefSeq names its product SUMO interacting motifs containing 1 (gene SIMC1). NCBI's taxonomy places the organism in Eukaryota, Metazoa, Chordata, Aves, Casuariiformes, Dromaiidae. The transcript is spliced from 10 exons. The coding region runs from base 2235 to 4274 and encodes 679 amino acids. The record is from RefSeq and is a predicted model, not a curated record. Gene Ontology annotation, molecular function: SUMO polymer binding.